This is a messenger RNA of Vigna unguiculata (cowpea), 1879 nucleotides long. RefSeq names its product DNA glycosylase superfamily protein. Gene Ontology annotation, biological process: base-excision repair. Gene Ontology annotation, molecular function: DNA-3-methyladenine glycosylase activity. Lineage: Eukaryota; Viridiplantae; Streptophyta; Magnoliopsida; Fabales; Fabaceae. The record is from RefSeq and is a predicted model, not a curated record.
ACCUCCAUACAAUUCAACAAACAAACUCACAACAAACCCACACAUCCAAUUCCUUUAACGUUACUGAACAAUAGUGAGUGUGACCUUUCGCCUAAGCUAAACUUCAAUCUUACUCUCUUCCCCUUUUUUCAGGUUAUAUAUUCAUAUAUUCAUCUCAUCCUCCAAAAUCAAAAUUCCAAAUCAAAUCCAACAAACAAACACUUACAAUGCCCGAACCGCGACCCGUUCUGAAACCCGCCGGAAACAGAGUGACGGUUGUUUCUUUGGACAACGUGCCCAAACACAAGAACCAGAACCACGUAAAGACUCCACAGCGCUUCAGAAACCUAGCACCGCAAAUUCCAAAUGCCGUUGCGCCAAGCAACGUGUCUUUGGACACCACGUGUUCCUCGGAUUCGUGUUCAAGCAGCUCACCACUCAAAAAGGUGAAUCCCGCAACUGCAAGCAGGAGAAGCGUGAACCGUAACGGGUUUAAGCCGGUUAGGGUUGUGCCCGACGCCGUUGACGUAGCCACUACCGUGUCUCCGCCUCCCAAGAGAUGUGAAUGGAUCACUCAACAUUCAGAUCCCCUUUACACUGCUUUCCAUGAUGAAGAAUGGGGUGUUCCAAUUAACAAUGAUAGAAAACUCUUUGAACUUCUGGUAUUUUCACAAGCAUUGGCAGAACAUCGAUGGCCAACAAUUCUUAACCAGAGAGACAUAUUCAGGAAGCUUUUUGAAAAUUUUGAUCCAUCAUCAGUUGCACAGUUUACAGAAAAGAAGUUGCUAACACUGAAAAUAAACGACAGCUCAUUGUUAUCAGAGCCAAAGCUCCGUGCCAUUGUGGAAAAUGCUAAACAAUUACUUAAGGUUCAGCAGGAGUUUGGGUCGUUCAGCAAUUACUGCUGGAGAUUUGUUAACCACAAACAGAUAAGAAAUGAAUUCAGAUAUGGACGUCAAGUACCAGUGAAGACUCCAAAAGCAGAAGUCAUAAGCAAGGACAUGAUGCGUAGAGGUUUUCAGUGUGUGGGGCCGACUGUGGUUUAUUCGUUCAUGCAAGUAGCAGGACUUGUUAAUGACCACCUCUUGACGUGCUUCAGGCACCAGGAAUGCAAUGUGACAACCAAAAACGAAUUUGAAACCGAGGUUAAGGAGAAUAAGGUACAAAAUGAAACUUCGGAGCUGACAUAAACAAAAUGACUGAAGGCAUGGUCCAUUUUUUACUUGUAAUUGUAUUGUACGCUAGUUUGUCUGUGUCACCUAACCUAACCAGAAAAUAAUAGGCCCCAUAUAGUUAUUGCGGUUCCCAUGUGAAGGUGCAUGUUUCUUUGACUACACUUAGCUGAUAAGUUGUUGUUCUGUUCCGGUGUUCUCUGUAAUCAAUUUCCAACUUAGUAUGGCCACCAUGUAGAAUUGAUCAUGCAAUGCUCCCAUGUCCACUAUAUUUCAUAUUCAUCCACGUUUUUGGAAUAUUCUCUUUUAUAACCUAAUCGAUAAUAAGGGAGAACCGUUAGAAACUCCCAUCUCAGGGGGCUUUUGCGUUGGUUCUUAGUCUGCGUCCUUGCCUUGACCAUCGUGGGUUUCCUCUGGCAAUUUUCUGACUUAUCCUCAUUCACUUCACAAACCGAUAUUAUGUUUGAAAAUGAUUAGUUUGAGAAAAUAUACUUUUUCAAAAUACGUCAAUUUGAUAAUAUCUAUAAUAAGUACGAAAUCCGUGAGGUGGUUAAUGGUCACCUGUUUUGAAUAUAUAUUUAAAAUUCUAUUUAGAAGUUGGGUUUUGUGAUUCUGACAGACUGGAAUCAAGUCCAUCAAACAGGACAAUGUGAGUGCAUUGUUUUUGCUAAACAUGGAUCUCUGACCAUUUUAAGAAUUUGGAUUCCCGUUGGUUUUUCAAGUGUUGU